Molecule: messenger RNA, 3506 nt
Organism: Cajanus cajan (pigeon pea)
Lineage: Eukaryota; Viridiplantae; Streptophyta; Magnoliopsida; Fabales; Fabaceae
Product: putative serine/threonine-protein kinase-like protein CCR3
Biological process (GO): protein phosphorylation
Molecular function (GO): ATP binding; protein kinase activity
Source: RefSeq, a predicted model, not a curated record
AGAGAGGAUAACCAAACAGGACCUAAGCAGAAGGAUUUGAGAGUUUGAACAGAGAAAUCCAUGUCUUUGGAUUACAGUUUCAACUUUCAACAGUCCACAACCACUCCCUGAAACUUUCCACCAUACAUCCUCUUAAUUCUUUCUCCUCUGCACCUAUCCUUCAACAAUCUCUCUCUUCUCCAAUGAAGCAGAGAAAGGCACCGCAACCCCCUCUCAUCACUUUCCAUUCUUUUAAAUGAAAACAUCACCUUCCGCCUCCGUCACCCUCUGUCUCGCCGUCGCCGCCGUGUUUUUUCUCUCUCUGCCACCCUCAUUCCAUGCUCUUGGCUCCGGCGCCACCCUCGCAAUCUCCGACGCCUCUGCCACCGUGUGCGGCGUCGUGGCAUCGGAGUCCACGCGUCGCAUUGAGUGUUACCAUGGAGGGAACAUAACACCCAUCGUUCCCAACGUUAGCUUUUCAACGAUUUCCGGUGGGAGGGACUACUUCUGCGGCAUCAGGUCCAGUAACUCCGAUUUGCUUUGCUGGGACACAACCUCUUCCUUCGAAAGGAAACGGCUUUACAACGAUAGUUCUGUUCCAUUGGAGAAUCUCGCCGUCGGGGAUACCCACGUUUGCGCCACCGAAGUGGGUGGCGGUGCGGUGCGGUGCUGGAGAACCGGUGAUACGUUUCAACUGCCAUCUGGGUCUGAUCAAUUCGCUUCGAUUUCAUCUGGGUCUGGCUUCUCUUGCGGGAUUUUGAAGAAUGAUUCUCGGGUUCGGUGCUGGGGGAACACGAAUGUUUCUGAGGAGAUUGAGAAUAGGUUUGGGAACAUGUCCAUGUUGAGUCUUGUCGCGGGUGGUUCGCAUGUUUGUGGGUUGAACUCAACAGGGUUUUUGGUGUGUGAAGGAAGUAACGGUUCUGGGCAAGUGGAUUUUCCUCGAGGUGGGGCUUUUGAGUUUGGUGGGUUGGCACUUGGAGCUGAGCAUAGUUGUGCGAUUAGAGGAUCGAAUGGUUCCGUUGUGUGUUGGGGUGGCAAUGGGAGAUUCUCGGUGAAUGUUACACAAGGUGUUUCCUUUGAGGUAAUUGUUUCUGGCUCCAACUUUGUUUGUGGAUUGACAACAAACAAUUUGACUGUGCUGUGUUGGGGUCCUGGUUGGUCUAAUAGUUCGAGUUUUGAGCUUCCUUUGCCAAGUUUUCUUCCAGGGCCUUGUGUUCAAUCUUCUUGUGGAGAGUGUGGUUCAUAUCUUGAUUCUCAAUCUCUAUGCUCUGGCUCUGGUAACAUUUGUAAGCCAAUGAUUUGUAGGCCUCAAACAAUAGUUCCACCACCGCCACCAUUACUCUCGCCACCACCACCGCCGCCGCCAUCAGUAUUACCAUCAUCUCCGCCACCGCCACCGCCGCCGCCAUCAUCAUCUCGAUCAAAGACCUUGACAAGAGGUUUAUUAGCAUUUGCUAUUAUUGGUUCCGCGGGGGCUUUUGCUGGAAUAUGCACAAUUGUAUAUUGCUUAUGGAGUGGAGUUUGUUUUGGGAAGAAGAAAGUUCAUAACUCUGUGCAGCCUACAAUCACUAGAGGUAGCAGCGGUUCCAAUGGUGGGGGUGCUUCGAAUAAUAGCAAUUCUUCGAUAUCAUCUAUGAUUAUGCGUCAGACUUCAAUAAUAAUGAGACGGCAGAGGAGUGGAACUUCAUCAACAAAGCACACAGACAGAGCUGAGGAGUUCACCCUGGCUGAGCUUGUGGCAGCCACCAACAAUUUCUCACUUGAAAACAAGAUUGGUGCUGGAAGCUUUGGCGUUGUGUACAAAGGCAAACUCGCGGAUGGUCGCGAGGUGGCAAUCAAGAGGGGAGAAACCAGUUCCAAGAUGAAGAAGUUUCAAGAGAAAGAAAGUGCAUUUGACUCUGAACUGGCCUUCUUGUCACGCCUACACCACAAGCACUUGGUUGGACUAGUUGGGUUCUGUGAAGAGAAAGAUGAAAGGCUAUUGGUGUAUGAGUACAUGAAGAAUGGGGCGUUGUAUGAUCAUUUGCAUGACAAGAACAAUGUGGAGAAGGGUAGCAGUGUGUUGAAUUGGUGGAAAAUAAGGAUCAAAAUUGCUUUGGAUGCUUCCCGGGGAAUAGAAUAUCUUCAUAAUUAUGCAGUUCCAUCUAUUAUUCACAGAGAUAUAAAGUCUUCCAACAUUCUUCUUGAUGCCACUUGGACGGCAAGAGUAUCUGAUUUUGGACUGUCGUUGAUGAGUCCAGAACCUGACAGUGAUUACCGACCAAUGAAGGCAGCGGGAACCGUUGGAUACAUUGAUCCUGAGUACUAUGGUCUAAAUGUGUUGACAGCAAAGAGUGAUGUGUAUGGACUUGGAGUUGUAUUGCUAGAACUUUUAACGGGAAAGAGAGCUAUAUUCAAGUAUGGGGAAGAUGGAGGUACCCCAUUAAGUGUGGUGGAUUUUGCAGUGCCUGCUAUUAUGGCUGGAGAAUUGGUGAAAAUUUUGGAUCCAAGAGUUGGACCACCGGAUGUGAAUGAAGCAGAGGCAGUGGAGUUGGUGGCAUAUACAGCUAUCCAUUGUGUGAAUUUGGAAGGGAAAGAUAGACCAACCAUGGCUGACAUUGUGGUAAAUUUAGAAAGAGCUUUGUCUAUUUGUGAUAGUAGCCAAGAUAACAUUUCCAGUGGUACUAUCUGUGUUGUUUCAGAAUGAUAUAGUCCAACCCCGGUAAAGAGAGGGGAAAAUAUUGGAAGUUUUGUGAAUUCUUAUUGAUUCUUUCUCAAUUUCACAACUAAAUUGAUUCUUUCUGAUAUAUCAUAUGGGUAUACUCUGCCUGUAAAAAUUAGGGGAAUCAUCUAACAUCAUGCAUUAGUGUUGUAUAUUGUAGAAUGUCACGAAAUAUGAUCCAUUUACGACUGUAUGUAAAUCAUCUAACAUUUACACACUAUUUUUGGCGAUUUAAUUUUACACAACGUAUUUGCGCAUGGCAUGACAGAUUAUAGUAGCAUUAGUGCUUGAUACAUGUUUAUGCGUAUGUGAUCAUGCUAAUAUUUUUGUCAACUUUUUAUUUUGUCCAUCAGAAUUUGGUGUAUUCUCCAGAGCAUUGCACUUGUUAUUAUGGCCUUUAAAUUAGUGAACCUUAGGGCUCAAUCAGGAAGAAAUUAACUAUUAGAGCAUUGUUGAUUGUAUAUUUAUGUAUAUGUAUGUACAUAGAGUGGGAGCACUGGGGGGAAGAAGGUAGUUUGACAAACUUGGGCUUAUUUGGUCUCAUUCAGACUAGGAAGGUACCAAGAAAUUACACUAAAACUAAAACUAAUCCUUUUCACCAUUGUAACUACUGUGGUAUGGUCCCCAUCCCAGCACAAAUAGAUUUGUCUCUCUUUGAAAGUUCGUUGCUGACUUCCACGUUGACGGAAGGCAACAAAUAUCAAAUUAAGCAGCGGAUUGAUUAAUGCUUCUUGAUUACACGGCAAGGAUUUUGUAUUGACUCACCCACAAGCUUUGAAUUCACCACUCUCUACUUUUUUAAUGUACUGUAUAUCACAAGGAUUUG